GUCCAAGUAAACAUAAUUUACCGGGCGCCAUCUUUGAUUUUGAUCUCAAACAAAAAAGAGAAAACUACCUGUUUUUAACAAUGCUUGAGAUAUCUGAAGAUGUCGAUUUGGCCUACGCACUCAGCUUGCAAGAGGAACUCGAUCAAGAACAGAAAAACGGGGAAUCAAACUAUUUUAAAGCCGCAAUUCCUUUUACUUCUAGUAAGAACGUAGCCCCUGUUUCAGUUGUGGAUGAAUCGUGGGAACUUAUUGAUCCUAUUCCCGAUAUACGGCAGUUAUUUCUUCAAUUUAACGACGUCUACUUUAAAGGACUUUUAGGCUCCGUUGAAGUGAAGUGGAGCCCACGAAUGACAUUAUGUGCUGGACUGUGUUGUUAUGAGGGCCGUGGAGGACUCUGUUCUAUAAGACUCAGUGCACCAUUACUCAAGUUGCGUCCAAGAAAAGAUCUUGUACAAACGUUACUGCACGAGAUGAUACAUGCUUUAUUGUUUGUAACACAGAACAACAAGGAUCAUGAUGCUCACGGGCCAGAAUUCCUAAAACACAUGCAAAGAAUCAAUGCAGAAAGCGGAGCAAAGAUCACUGUUUAUCACAACUUUCAUGAUGAGGUAAAUGUAUACCGCCAACACUGGUGGCAGUGUGAUGGCCCUUGCCGUAAGAGGCCACCUUAUUAUGGGAUGGUCAGGAGAGCUAUGAACCGAGCCCCCUCUCCAAGAGACACAUGGUGGGCAGACCAUGAACGAACAUGUGGUGGGAAAUACACAAAAAUCAAAGAACCCGAAAACUAUGGUGCCAAAAAGAACUCGAAAUCAAAACAAGGAAAAAGUGAUGCAGAAGCAGGAGCUGUGAAGGGCAAGAGUCAUGCACUGGGUGGAAGUGAUUCUGGAACAUUGCCAAGAUUUUUUAAACGAAAAAUAAGAGAUAGUGAUGCUGGUUAUAGCAAUUCUGACAGUGAUUUUGAAACAGGAAAAAAGAAAAAGAAGCCCUUGAGUGAUGACCGUGAUGAGGUUCCAUUAAUUAAUGGUGAAGCAAGUAAACCAAAGAUAAGCCAGCCAGGUUCAUCAAAGAGGGCUGCUGAUGUAAUACCAUUCUCUGGUCCUGGUAGAACAUUAAAUUCAAGCACUGGAGUGCGUAACACUGAUAAUGAACCUUUGUCUAAACAAAAGGACUUGCAGAUAUUUUCAAAGCAAAAGUCAAAUGGAACUAAGAAACCAGCCAUUGUUAUAAAAACACCAUCACCAACUAAACCCAAAACAAAUACCUCUCCGACUCUCACAAUUGUGGAUGCUUUCCAGAGAGCAAGGGACAAAAGCAAAGGCUGCAACAGUAAAAAUGAUUUCUUAACAAGUCCUAAGUUGGGAUCUCAGAGAAAACCAAUUGAGUUGUUACAAGACUCUCCAAGUUCACCUGUUCAGGAAGUUACCAUGUCAAGUUGGGAUUCUAAUUCAAGUGAAUCAGUGCAGUGCCCUGUAUGUCAAGCAUUAAUUCUAAAGUCCAAGAUUAAUCAACAUCUUGAUUCGUGUUUGGAAUUUUGAUCAUGUCAUCAUGAAUUUGCCAGUCAGCUGUUGGGUUUACAAGGAAAAGGUUUUUACAUAUAAAAUAUACAUAUAUGAACCAGAGUAUUUUUAAUGUAUUUUAAAGUGGCUAGGGUCUUGAACAACAGUCACUAAGGAAGUUUUAGAUAGAUGUUUUUUUAUAACGAAGAAUAAACUUAUGUAGUAUAAUGAUGUGACAGAUGGAAUUUUAAUACAGUCACACUCCAUCAAAGUGUUUUGCAUUACAUGUAGUCUUUAUCAUCAUCAUUCAUGUACUUUUUGCUUCACAGGUUAACCUUUCACAAGAAGGACUGUUACAGUAAUAUUAUACUAACUUCAGUAAUCUAGGAAACUAAUUUUUCCCUCUGCAUUAAGUGAUAAUUUAGCUCUGCUUCUUCUAACAAGCAGAGAUUGUGUAGGGCAAUGUUAAUGCACCUGUCAGCAUUCACCAUUUGUACACAUUGCAUGGCUAUGAUGUUCAGUAAUCUUUCCACAGGCAUCAAUCCCAUUUAUUGGAGUAGCACAACACAGAAAAGGUGUAUUUUGGCAAAUUGUACUGAUGGAGUGUGACCCCUAAUUGUUUGUUUAAUACAAACUGUUGAGUAGUUACAUAUUUUUAUGAGAUUUGACAAGAGAGCGAUGUAUAUUUUCAAUAAAAUGAAAGAUUUUAUAUUCCUGAGAGCCUCUGUAGUACUGUACUGUUUUGAUGUUUUUCUUUAAACAAAGCACUGGAUGUUGCUACAGAAAUAAUUGUUGGCUAGCAACAGCAUUAUUGUGGUUUGGUAUGGUGACUAUGGAACAUCAAGUGGACAAAUGUCUGUGUUUGAACACAGGCAUUAGCUCUUUUGACAACUUUUAAUACUCACUAUUAAUAGAUCAAUAACAGCUAUUAAAUUAUAUAAAUUUAGUGAUAGACCAAAGUUGUACCAAACCAAUAAAAACGCUGUCCUGCCUGUGACAAUAUUGUUUUUAUCCACAUGCGUGAUAUCAUAUUUGAAAUCAUUUCUACAGUAAAUUGUUGGUGUAUGAUUGCAGGCGACCCAGACAUUGAAUACGAUUAAUACAUGGCAUUAUGCAGUUGGCGAUUACAUUACAAUUUUAGCCGUUUAUAAGAAAAUGUAUGAGAAUGCUUUGAAAAUUACUCUUAAUGCUACUUGUCGAAAAUGAUUUGAAUAAAAUGGUUUACCUUAUGUUUGCAUUGCGUUAUUUUGAUGUCUCUGAGUUCCUGGAGGUGGUUUAGAGCCAUUUAGGCGAGUCUUACUUUCUGGCAGUUUGCGUU
Orbicella faveolata is the source of this 2814-nucleotide messenger RNA. Its product is annotated as DNA-dependent metalloprotease SPRTN-like. Gene Ontology annotation, molecular function: metalloendopeptidase activity; single-stranded DNA binding; polyubiquitin modification-dependent protein binding. Gene Ontology annotation, cellular component: nucleus. The record is from RefSeq and is a predicted model, not a curated record. Lineage: Eukaryota; Metazoa; Cnidaria; Anthozoa; Scleractinia; Merulinidae. Gene Ontology annotation, biological process: DNA repair.